GGCGAGGCCAUGGCCAAGGUGUCGGUGCUGAACGUGGCGGUGCUGGAGAAUCCAAGCCCUUUCCAUAGCCCCUUCCGGUUCGAGAUCAGCUUCGAGUGCAGUGAGGCCCUGGAGGACGACCUGGAGUGGAAGAUCAUUUACGUUGGCUCCGCUGAGAGUGAAGAGUUUGAUCAGAUCCUCGACUCCGUGCUGGUCGGCCCUGUCCCAGCAGGGAGACACAUGUUUGUAUUUCAGGCUGAUGCCCCUAAUCCAUCCCUCAUCCCGGAGACCGAUGCUGUCGGUGUGACUGUGGUCCUCAUCACCUGCACCUACCACGGACAGGAGUUCAUUCGAGUGGGCUACUACGUCAACAACGAGUACCCCAAUCCUGAGCUGCGGGAGAACCCACCCCUGAAGCCAGACUUUUCUCAGCUCCAGAGAAACAUCUUGGCUUCCAACCCCCGGGUUACUCGCUUCCACAUCAACUGGGACAACACCACAGACAGGCCAGAGGCCAUUGACAACCAGGACCUUUCUCCAAACAGCAGCUUCCCCCUCAACUGCACUCCUGUCAAGGGCCUGGGCCUCCCAGGCUCCAUUGCUGGUCUUCUUCCAGAGAACUCCAUGGACUGCAUCUAA
This is a messenger RNA of Elephantulus edwardii (Cape elephant shrew), 618 nucleotides long. RefSeq names its product anti-silencing function 1B histone chaperone (gene ASF1B). Gene Ontology annotation, biological process: DNA replication-dependent chromatin assembly. The coding region runs from base 10 to 618 and encodes 202 amino acids. The record is from RefSeq and is a predicted model, not a curated record. Gene Ontology annotation, molecular function: histone binding. The transcript has 4 exons. Gene Ontology annotation, cellular component: nucleus. NCBI's taxonomy places the organism in Eukaryota, Metazoa, Chordata, Mammalia, Macroscelidea, Macroscelididae.